UGCAGAGUUCCGUUUAAAAUACAAAGUUUGCAGACUUCACUGACGUAUAUCUCCCCUACGGGUUGGCCGCAUCCAUUGUUUGUAGUAAAGUGGGUGUCUGGUUUCUUAUUACGAACAGUAAGUGAAGGAGAAACGGGGGAAAAUAGGUACUGUAUGCGAGUCCACGGGGAGGCAGUGAGUUGGAGACAUUCUAGUUCAGGCAGAUACGGGGUCGUUUGACUGUCGCCAGGACAGCACAACAAAACUGGGGAUUACUGCAACUUUACAUUGCGCGCAUCGGGCACUGUUUUAGAACAUCCCUUAGACUGGUUGACUUGCUGCAUCGUCCCAACUAGAUGGUCUGGAAUAUCUGGAUACCUUACUUGGUCUCCUCUGCAGAUGCCCAGUGCCCUGCCCCCAGGCCUGAGCAGAAGUGACCAGUGCCCAGACGCCCAUGGCUCCAGCCGCGGGGAGCCACCUAGCGCGCUGUAUGCUCUCUCUGCAGGGCAUGCUGGUCCUGCUGGCUGGGGGCCUGGCUGGCAGAGCCCCCGCCUGGACCCCAGAGUCGCCGUGUCACAAGGCAGAGCACCCGGUCAUCUCACACUCAGAGAUCGAGCCGUGGAUCCACAGGUUCAGGGCAGAAGGAACGGUGGAUUAUUCACAGCUGACCUUUGACCCAGGCCAGAACGAACUGAUUGUGGGAGCCAGAAAUCACCUCUUCAGGCUACGCUUGGAGGACCUCUCUUUGAUCCAGGGGGCCGAGUGGAAGUGUGAUGAGUUCACCAAGGGAGCGUGCUUCAGUCGAGGAAAGUCAGAAGAAGAGUGCCAGAAUUACAUCCGCGUCCUUCUUGUUAAUGGAGACAGGCUAUUCACCUGUGGAACCAACGCAUUUACUCCCAUUUGCACCAAUCGUACGCUGACCAACCUGACUGAGAUCCAUGACCAGAUAAGCGGCAUGGCGCGCUGUCCCUACAACCCCCUGCACAACUCCACCGCCCUCAUCACCUCCAGCGGGGAGCUGUACGCCGCCACCGCCAUGGACUUCUCUGGGAGGGACCCCGCCAUCUACCGCAGCCUCGGGGGCCUGCCCCCCCUCCGCACCGCCCAGUACAACUCCAAGUGGCUCAACGAACCAAACUUCGUCUCGUCCUAUGACAUCGGGAAUUUCACCUACUUCUUCUUCCGAGAGAACGCGGUGGAGCACGACUGCGGGAAGACCAUCUUCUCGCGCGCAGCCCGCGUGUGCAAGAACGACAUCGGCGGCCGCUUCCUCCUGGAGGACACCUGGACCACCUUCAUGAAGGCUCGGCUCAACUGCUCCCGGCCGGGGGAGAUCCCCUUCGACUACAACGAGCUGCAGGACACCUUCUUCCUGCCGGAGCUGGAGCUGCUCUAUGGCAUCUUUACCACCAACAUGAACAGCAUCGCAGCCUCGGCGGUGUGUGUUUUUAAUUUGAGCGCGAUCACACAGGUGUUCAGCGGGCCCUUCAAGUACCAGGAGAACUCACGAUCAGCCUGGCUGCCUUAUCCCAACCCCAACCCAGACUUCCAGUGUGGCACCAUAGACUACGGCUCAUACGUGAACCUGACUGAGAGGAACCUCCAGGAUGCCCAGAAGUUUAUCCUGAUGCACGAGGUGGUGCAGCCAGUGUCCACCAUCCCGUACUAUAUGGAGGACAACGUGCGCUUCUCCCACGUGGCCGUGGAUGUCGUCCAGGGCAAAGACAUGCUCUUCCAUAUCAUCUACCUGGCCACAGAUUACGGUACCAUCAGGAAAGUGCUGUCCCCUCUGAACCAGACCACGGGCAGCUGUCUGCUGGACGAAAUCGAGCUCUUUCCCCAAAGGAAGAGGCAGCCAAUCAGGAGCCUCCUGAUUCAGCACAGUCGCAGCGUGCUCUUCGUGGGCGUCAGGGACCAGGUGAUCAAGAUCCCGCUCAUGCGCUGCAACUUCCACAGAACGCGAGAAGCCUGUGUGGGAGCCAGAGACCCCUACUGUGGCUGGGAUUUAGUGCUGAAGAAAUGCACAACCUUGGAGGAGAGCCUCAGCAUGAGUCAAUGGGAGCAAAGCAUCACUGAGUGUCCGACCAGGAACGUGACGGUGGACGGGAGGUUUGGGCCUUGGUCUGGGUGGAAGGUGUGCAGUCACAGCGAUGGGGGCAGCGUGGGCUCCUGUCUGUGCAGAACACGGGCCUGCGACAGCCCCAGCCCCCAGUGUGGCGGUCAGCAGUGCCAGGGCCUGAGCGUGGAGGUCACCAACUGCUCCAGAAAUGGUGCCUGGACUCCAUGGACUGCGUGGGCCCCCUGCAGCACCAGCUGUGGCAUCGGGUUCCAGGUCCGACAGCGAUCCUGCAGCAACCCCACCCCUCGCCAUGGGGGCCGAGUGUGCGUGGGCCAGAACCGUGAGGAGAGAUACUGCAACGAGCACCUGCCCUGUCCGCCGCAUGUGUACUGGUCCAGCUGGUCACCAUGGGAGCGUUGCACGGUGCCCUGUGGGGGAGGCAUCCAGGCACGACGACGAACCUGUGAGAAUGGCAACGAAUGUCCCGGUUGCAGCCUGGAGUACCAAUCAUGUAACACUCUCCCCUGCCCGGACCUGAAGAAAACCACUCCCUGGACACCAUGGACACCGGUCAACAUCUCAGACAAUGGUGGCCAUUAUGAGCAGCGUUUCAGAUACACCUGCAAGGCCCGAGUGCCAGACCCCAACCUUUUGGAAGUUGGGCGGCAGAGAAUAGAGAUGCGCUACUGUUCAAGUGAUGGAUCCACAGGUUGCUCCACUGAUGGAGACCUUCUCCGCUCUGGCCGGAUCACCGCCCACACGGUCAACGGCGGCUGGUCAGCCUGGAGUUCCUGGUCCCAGUGCAGCCGGGACUGCAGCAGGGGGAUCCGAAACCGCAAGCGGACCUGCAACAACCCUGAGCCCAAAUACGGAGGCAUCCCGUGUCUGGGGCCUGCACUGGAGUACCAGGAGUGCAACAUCACCCCCUGCCCAGUGGAUGGGAGCUGGUCCUGCUGGUCUCCCUGGUCUAAGUGCUCGGUGACGUGUGGAGGAGGACAUUACAUGCGCACUCGCACCUGCAGCAACCCACCGCCAGCCUAUGGGGGGGAUAUCUGCCUGGGCCUGCAUACAGAGGAGGCACUGUGCAACACACAGCCCUGCCCAGAGAGCUGGUCGAUGUGGUCAGAAUGGUCCCAGUGCGACGCCUCCGGGGCCCAGACGCGUGUCCGUCACUGCGAUGUCCUUUUCCCCACGGGGAAUCAGUGCUCGGGGAACAGCACCGAGACCAAGUCCUGCCUCCCGGACUCCAAUUUCAUCCCAGAAACAUCCAUUGCGCGUUCCACUAGGGAAGAGAGACGGUGUGGAGAUUUCAACUUGUUCCACAUGAUUGCGGUUGGUCUUAGCAGCUCAAUACUGGGCUGCCUGAUCACAUUGUUGGUCUACACAUAUUGUCAGAGGUACCAGCAGCAGUCCCAUGAUGCAACAGUCAUCCACCCCAUAUCUGCUGCCCCACUCAACACCAGCAUCACCAAUCACAUCAACAAGCUGGACAAGUAUGACACUGUUGAGGCCAUCAAGGCUUUCAAUAAAAAUAACUUGAUUCUGGAGGAACGAAAUAAGUACUUCAACCCCCACCUGGCAGGAAAGACUUACACCAAUGCCUACUUCACGGAUCUCAACACCUACGACGACUAUUAAGAUGUGUCGUACUGCCUGUGUUCCUCACUUUGGAAGGACAGAUAGAUAAUGAACCUCUCUUUCAAGUAAACCUGUCUUUUUUGCUUUGUGGUUUGUAAUGACUUUUGCAACAUUCUGUGUGGAACCUCCACACCAUGGUUCAUCAUCUGCUGCCAACUAACAGAAAGCCAUACAAUGAUCCCAGCCAAAGGACACCGUGCCUCUUUAGGUGCCUGGACGUUGCUCGGAAAACUCAACGGCUCAGUUCUCAGUUCCCAUGUUGGGGAGAGGAGGACUGGAAAUAGAUUUUCCAAAGCAAAAAGGAAAAAAAAAAUCAAAAAGGGGCUAAAAUGCCUCUAUGAGUCCUGUAAACUGUGUGAAAAACAACAGCCUUUCAGGAGAUACCAUGAGACUGCUUUGCAUGACGUUAUCAAAUGUUUAUCUGUUGCUUCAUUUAUUUGCAUGGUUGAUUGCAUUCCAAAAGUCCUGGGACCUGUGGUUUUCCGGAUGGCUUUGUCUGCUGUGCUGUGUGAGCAGCUCCUGUGCCUAGCCAUGUGCCCGAUGCAGUACCUACUGCCCGCACCAUCUGGAAGAAAGAGUCGGCACCUCGGACAAAGUCAGACAAUCAAGAUGUAGAUAUUUAGGUCUCUCCGGCAAAAUGUGUUCCUGUUCCUUUAGUGUAUGGGCCCCCCUAAUAGCGAUUAUCAAUGUAAAACAGUUUUGUUGUACAGUAAACUCAUUUUGAACUGUAUGUGUCUGAAGCGUUUGUUGUUCAAACCAUCUGGUCCCAGUAUUAACGUUGUUGCUUUUUGUGUCAGGCGGAGUAUAUACCUUUACAUUUAAAUCCUACUGCCAUCACUGGAGGUUGUCUUUUUUUAACCAAAAUAGAAAGACUAGUGACACUUGACAUUAAAAAGAAGGAAUAUUCAUAUUUUGAUUACAAGUUUAUUUUCUGUUGACUGAAAUUGAAUCUUGUGUUGCAUUUACAACAGCUGUAUG
Molecule: messenger RNA, 4654 nt
Organism: Megalops cyprinoides (Indo-Pacific tarpon)
Lineage: Eukaryota; Metazoa; Chordata; Actinopteri; Elopiformes; Megalopidae
Gene: sema5a
Product: sema domain, seven thrombospondin repeats (type 1 and type 1-like), transmembrane domain (TM) and short cytoplasmic domain, (semaphorin) 5A
Exons: 22
Coding region: 434-3676 (1080 amino acids)
Biological process (GO): axon extension; neural crest cell migration; semaphorin-plexin signaling pathway
Molecular function (GO): semaphorin receptor binding; chemorepellent activity
Source: RefSeq, a predicted model, not a curated record